AUGGAUGAGAAGUCUGAUUCGGAUCAAGAGCUUGCGGCUCCCUCGUACACUGCGGAGCCCACGGGACUGGCCCGAGAGCAGGUAGCUCCCGGCACAGGUGCCUACAUGCAGCAGGAAAGGGUUGGCUCAGCAGAACCAGAUGGUCUGCAGGUGUCGAUGCCCCAGAACUUCACCAUGGCUGAGGCAGGAAUCUCGGAGACCUAUGCCGACUCCGAUGGCGUGUGGACCCCAACCACCGGAUUCGGCCAUGUAUCGGGCUCAUUUCAAGACGUAAUCCAACCGGACGAUCAUCACCAGGUGAAAGAGCUGAUGAUGACCCCAGAUGCUGAUGGCCAAAAGAUCUUACACUGGGCCGCAGCCACCGGAUGCCUGCACACGUUUGAGACCGUUCUGUCAGCUCUAGGCAGCCGGCUGGAUCAAGGCGAGGUUGAACACCUCUUGGCGGCGUCUACGGCAGCCUCAACUAAUGACAUUUUCAGCGAAAGCCGAACGGUGCUGAACUCGGCAGCCAGCAGCGGGGGAAGCCAGGUUUUCGUGGCAGUCCUGGAUUUGCUCGAACGGUGUCUUUCUGCUUGGCAGGUGAAGCGCAUGAUGAUUUAUCAAGAUAUGGACCUCCAGGAGAACCUCCUUCAUUCGGCGAUUAACAGUCGGAGCACCAACGCGUUUGACACCGUGUUGUCGUCGGUGACGAGCCGACUGACGCCGACCGAGGCGAGAAAUUUCCUCCUUCGUGCCGACGACGGCAAGACUCUCCUGCAUGCUGCGGCUGGGAGCGGUAGCAAGGACAUGUUUGAAGCGGUGUUGUCCACGCUGCUCCGCACAUUCGGCCCAGAGAAGGUUCAGGCGAUAUUGACGUCUAAAGCGAAGCACGGCAAGACGAUCCUGCAGUUCGCAGCUCAGAGCGGGAACAAGGAGUCCUUUGGAACUGUUCUGGCGGCGGUGAAGGGCACUCCGGCCGCUCAAAAGGGGACAGACGUGACUGUAUGGUCUUCUAGGAGCGACUCUGGGCGAGUCCUUUGCGCUGCGGCCAGCAGUGGGAGCAGGGGGACGUUUGAGGCUGCGCUGGGGUCCCUGGAGCUUGAACUGCCUCCGGAUGAGGUCAGGGACGCGAUGCGCACGUCUAGCAUGCAUGCAGAACUGCUGGUUGCUGCGGCGAAGAGUGGGAGUAUCGAGCUCUGGCAGGCGGUCGUGAAUGACACAAGGGAAGGGAAGGCGCUUGGCCAGGCGAAAACAAGUGUGGUAUCCGACGACAAGGGGGCAAGUCUGCUGCUGCGCACGGCGGCUUCGCAAGGCACCGUGCGGAUGUGGGAAGCGGUUCGGCACGACUUACUUCUUGUCCAACCAGAACAGGUCCUUGGCUUUUUGUCGCGCAACUCGGGGCUGGCCAACGUGUUGGUGAAGGGGGCCGUCAGGAGUCGAGAUCCUUCCAUCGUGGGAGCCGUGAUACAGUUUGUGCACUGCACGCGACUUGAACAGGGGGUUUUGGAUUUUGGGGCGUUCAUUGGGUCUGGGUUCUCGGACUGGACGACGGUGGUACUGGAAAAGUCAAACUUUGCGCAGGGAGCGGGUGGCGGAGGGCUUGACUGGGCCAUAGGGGCUUUGUCUUGCCUGCUUCAAUACCCGACAAUGUUCGAUACGGCAGAUCUCAUCCAGCUGUCACGAGAACGAUCUGCCGAGUGGCUAAGGACUUGCUUCCUGGAGACCGUGGCGUGCUCCGACAACCCGUUCGUGCCCGGAAUGACCCUGUCGAUUGCGUUUGCCAAGUCGGCCAGCGUAGCUCCCGAAGGGGAGCGUCGGAAACUCCUUUCCCUGCAGGAGAGGGUGGAUACCCUGUUGCUCGAGAUUCUGGAAAGGCUCCCUCAGACUGUGCAGGGGUUCGACGGGGGAAUGACUGGCUGCUCGGCUGUGUUCGAGCCCGAGCUUUCGAGGGAGGAUGCAAGAGGGUUGCCCGGGCCUUUACGGCUGGCGCUGCAAGAGCGACAGCACGUCCAGACGUUUUGCACACAGCCACUCCUCACGGAUUUCCUCUCUCGCCGCUUUACGUAUGGCCUCCCUGGUCUAAGGGACACGCAGAACAUUCUCGGAGAUAGAAGGGAGCUGACUAACCUUGCCAGGGGCGGGCCGGGAGAACUCAUGUCGGGGCAGAAGUAUCUCGCCUUGGACGAAGAGGGACGAAGGAAGGAAGAUGGCAGAAGUCUUGAUCGGUGCCUCUUGCUUGAUCUCCAGGACAAGAUCGGGCAGGAGGGGAAGCUACUGGAUUCACGCAAGAUCAUCGACACGUUGUUGUCCCCUUGCAUCCUUCUGCAGGGCGCAAACUGUGCCGGUCUCUGGAACACCGCCGUUAGUCUAACCUUCCUCCCGGGGGCGCAAUUUACGAUCGCUGGGCUGGUUGGUAUGCCGGAUCAGUACUAUCGCGUCCCAGCGAUGAGAAUGCUGCUGGACCUGGCGGUGUAUCUAGGCAUGUUGGUAUUUUUCAGCACCGUUGUGCUCUUCCACGAAGACGGGCCCCUGACCCCCGGAGAGGCCGCCUUCGCCUUUUACAUACUGGCUGGCAUUAUCACAGAAGGACAAGAGAUGAGGAGAGAUUUCGGCCUCUACGCGGCGGACCACUGGAACAUUCUAGAUCUGCUGGGGCUUGGGCUCGUGACCGGCGGGCUAAUUGUCCGAUGUGCCGACGGGGACAACUCAUGGGGGCGAGCUCUGUACGCUCUCAGUGCUCCCCUGAUAUUUUCGCGACUGUUGUUCUUCGCUCAGAUGCUGCGAUUCCACGGGCCGAUGAUCCAGGUUGUUUUCAGCAUGACCGCGGAGCUCGUCAAGUUUGGAGUCGUAAUAAUCGUCGUGAUGCUCGGGUUUGCCAUGUCCUUCCACGCUCUGUUCGGGGACGUCGACACGUUCGGCGGAACGUGCCUCACUUUGUUCAAAGCUAUGUUGGGUGAGGUCGACUUCUUCGGCUCUUUUCCAGGCAACCAGUACGACUCGGUGGCCACCGCACUCUUUGUCAUCUACCUGGUUGUUAUUGCCGUGAUGCUGCUCAACCUUCUGAUUGCCGUCUUGAGCACAUCCCAUUCCAAGGUGGAGGGGAAGGCUGAUCAAGAGUUCAAGGUGUCGAAAGCCCGAAUAAUCGAGCACUAUCGAAUGGUGGUGGACAUGUGCUUGCUACCCCCCCCCUUUAAUCUAGUGCAGCUGAUACUAUCGCUGCCGGUCAUGGUCAGAGAUCGAUCAGGGCAAGGGACUGCAUCAACGCGCGCACAGGAAGCGGUAGGCCGGAUGGCGUUUUGGCUCGCUUUGGGGCCUGUUGCGGCCGCUUGUGGAACGGUGUUGUGGGUGUUGUCCUCGUUGUUUGCGCCUUUUGUAUGGCAUACGCACUUCUAUAGCAAGGCGCAGGCCAGACGCGGUGCGUUGUCUGUUGGUUCACUCCUAGUUCGGUAUUUGAUCGUAUUUUUUUGGUGCGUUCUUGGGGCCCCGCUGUACCUCAUGGCAUUUUGGCUCACUGCGCCCAUGAAAUGGCUCAAGCUACGACCCUGGUGCUGGGUAUGGGAUCGCCGCCAGGCGCCCUACAUAGCUUCUUGGAAUCCAAAGAGCGUGAACGACUUGCUGGAGGGAAACAGUGGCGGGCUUGUAGCUGGCGAUCUUCAAAUGUACCUUGAAGACCCAAUCGGAGAUCCCGAGGUACGGCCGGACGAGAGAAGAAAGCAAACGACGGUCGAGAAUAUUAAGCAACUGCGAAACCGCCUAGAGAAAACAAUCUUGACCCACUUGGACGCGAAGUUGGAUAGUAUCGAGCAGGAUCGCGCGAGCUCGACUGAUGGCGUACAGGUCCGGUUGGCCCGAAUGGAGGAAAACCUCGCGGGGAUCAGAGCCCAGUUAGAUGACCGGUUACGCCGCGUUGAGGAACAUGUCUCAAAGAUGCAGGAACAGGUCGACGAGAGGAUUGAUAGGUUCCUGAGUAUUGUGGAACAGGCGGUGGAUCGCAGAAACACGUAA
Molecule: messenger RNA, 3984 nt
Organism: Ectocarpus siliculosus
Lineage: Eukaryota; Phaeophyceae; Ectocarpales; Ectocarpaceae
Source: the annotation of a GenBank genome assembly